AUGUCUGCGCGAGCCUACGAUUUCAUGGCCCUGCGCCGCCAGUGGGCCGCCAUUGAAGAAGACACCCGCACUCCCGCCGCGGUCGCCGCCAGCCGUGGCCCUACCGACGCACCCUCUGCUCCUCCUCGUGGCCAGCCGCACCAUCAACAACAAACCGAAGACAAGAACGAAGGAGAAGAAGAGAAGAAGACGAAAAUAACGACCGUUGAUGAUGAAACAAGGCGAACAGAAAAGGCGGCAGAUGAGGCAGAGGCGCAAAUCGUCAACGAUGAUCUCGCCAGCGGGGAAGACGAGGACCCGGCCAGCCUGGGAGGCAUCAGAGGUGGAGGCUAUGGCGCGCCCGAGCAGUGGAUCGCAGAAGAUGAGGAAAUCCAGAAUCCGAGUAGCGGCAAGAUGGAGCAAGAUGAUGAUGACGAUGGCGCCUGCGCGGCACGGGGCGGUGGCUAUGGGGCCGUAGAGGGAGCGGCACCAGGCGAUGCAGUCGACUACAGGUGGAGCAGCGUGUACGAGGCCUCCGACGUGUUCAUCGCUUCCCUCCAGCAGUCGGCGACCCUCUACAAACAGAAGAAGAAGAAGGAGCAGGCAAAGGGCGGUGUAAGUGAAGGCGAGGGCGAGGAGGUGAUGGAGUGGUUCGCGAAGUACUACCAGCCGGGCGAAGGCUCCAGCAGCAGCGCCUACGAGGACGACGACCAGGUGCACGCGACCAUCACCAACAAUAAGAAGAGGAGCAGGAGGACCAAGGGCAAGAAGAAGAAGAAGGUCGCCACGAAGAAAGAGGAGGAACAAAAGGGCGAGAGUGAGGACGACAAUGAUGACGAGAACGAACCGGGAGAGGCCGGCGAUGAGCGCUAUAAGGGCAAGCAGCUCGAGAUGUCGGACGCCUACGUGGACAUCGAUGAGAACAUCAAGGCCGAGCGCGAGCAUAGGAGGCAGGUGAGGAAGGAGCGCGAGGAAGCCGAGGCCGAGGCCGAAGCUUCGGCUGACAGCAGCGACGACAGCAGCAGCGGCAGCGGCAGCGGCAGGAGCGAGCAAGAGGCGAGCGAAGCUGACGAAGGCCACGAGGAUGGCGAAGACGAAGUCAAGUACGUGCUGCGGGCCGGUAUGCUGGUGGACCGGCGCAAGCACCACCUGCUGCUCGGCGGGGAGGACCCGACGACGGACGACGAGGACGUCGACCCACUGCAAGCUGCUGCCGGGGACGACUCCUCGAGCGACUCGAGCGCCGAUAGCUCGGACAGUUCGGAUGACGAAGCGCGUCAGCGGCGCAACAGGAAGAAGAAGGACAGGUGGCAGAGAGACUGGAACGAAGAGUGGCAAACAGUCUUGGGGCUGAGCGACACCAGGCAGCGGCAUGCCGAGCUGGCCCGGUUGUCCAGAGAUUUCGUUGAUACGGCGAGCAAGUACGGCCUGAUCAUCAUCUCCGAGCUCUUUCUGCCCGACGCGAAGAAGACGAUUCAACCGGCGGCUGUGGGCGGUAUAGCCGGAGGCCAGAAGUACAUCGUACGCGGCAUCUUCUUCAAGCUGGCCUUCGAUUUCAAGCUGGGCAAAUACAAUUCCGUGUGGAUGUACGGCGGCGAGAAGCGCUCCGACGAGUUUGCCAUCAAGGCCUCCGGUCAUGAGCUCAAGUCGUUGAUCAUGAUGCAUCGGGCGUGCAUACCCGACUUGCACUGCCCGCUCAUGUGCACAGUCGACUAUCGCGGCUUCCGUCUCGUCUGCUGCUCUGUGCUGCCGAUCAGUUCGUCGACGCUGUGCUACGGGUCCAACGACGGAGGCCUCACGGUGCUGAAGAAGGAAGCCGAGCUGAGUCGCAAGGUGGAGCAGGCGUGCAAGUGGCUCCAUCUCAAGCGGCACAUCGUCGGCAACAAGGAAGUCGCUCUUUACGGCCCAGGCGAUCUUGAGGGGCACAAGGGCAAAGAUGGUCGCUUCUACGUCGUCGACUUGGCGCGUCUGUUCCCGGCAGAAGCGCCGCGUGCGUCGGAGAGCCUGCGGUGCAUCUUUUACAAUCUGCUGCGGCCGGAGCUCGUGCGGUCCAACUCGGUGCCUCUCAGCUCCGACGCCUUCUCCCAGUGGGCCAAGGGCGAUCCAGAGUCGCGGGUGCACAACAUGGAGGUGCUGGAGGCCACGCGGCGGCUGCACGAGAGCGUGAUCCCGCAGUUGGCGAGCGAGCUGGAUCGCAUGCUCAAGCCUGACAACGCGCUCCAGGUCAAUUUGUCAUACGAGUUCCACCGCCGCGGAGUGAACAUGAGGCAUCUGGGCAAAGUGAGGAAGCACGCGACGAACGAGUUCACCAAGGAGUUCCUGCUCACUGAGAUGACUGCCAGGGUGUUCAAGAACAAGCUGCGGCAGCUGUUGCGCGACCGCAUGCGCCGCAUCAAGAUCUCCUACGAAGAACCCUACAAGGUGGAUUCGCGGCCCAUCGCAUGGCUCUCUUUCGUAGCGUCGCUCUUGAGCGCCAAGUUCCGUAUGAGCUUCGAAAACGACGAGGACGUGCGAGUGCUUCUCCAGCUCAACCUCUACCUCCUCAUGCGCAGGUUUGCCGACAAGGUAGGCAUCGUGCUGUCGGACCGGUUUUGGACGCACCUGCAAGGGUACAACAAGCGCUUCCAGCCUCCCCUCGUCGUGCAACCCGAUCUCGUCCAGGUCAACACGAGGAGCAAGCACAUGGGUAUCACUGAGCUCGCCGAAGCCAUGGUGUUGUACGAGGACGCCGAGGACAUCGUGCUGGAGAACCCGCCCGAGGCCCAUUCGCUUCUCCUCUCCGCAGCCGAGACGCUGCGCCACGUGAUCGCCAGCGGCUACAACGACAUCGCCUUCCAUCUCACCCUGGCCAAGACCUACCAUCGCCUGGGCCAGCUGACCCGGAACGAGACCAUCACCAUUUCGGGCAACAGGAACCAGGCCGUGAGCAACUACCUCACGCUCUCGGCCGAGGCGUUCGACCUGUGCCUCUCCAUGCCCGAUUUGCCGGCAUCGGGCCACCUGUACUACGGCAUGCUGUUGUGCACCAUGCUCAAACUGCCUCUGGCUCUCGAGCAAGUCAAGCUCGCCCUCACCAAGGACGCGUCGCUACUGCGAGAGACGAUGCAAGCAGUGGAGAAGUGGAUGUCCACGCGUGGCAGCUACCUCGAUCCGGUCGACCAGCUGCUAUUGGCGUCGUCCCUGGCCAAGGCAAGCGUGGAGGUGUUCCCUGAGUGUGCCGAAGCCUUGGUGCUGCGCGGCCAACUUCUGUGUCGCACGCUGACUUUCCGCGACUAUACGCUCUACGGCUAUGUGUGUUACGGCGACCCCAACAGCCAGACCAACGUCAAGCAGGAAAUGCUGCGCCAGGCCGCCCACCACUUCGACACCGCCUUGACCGUUUCGGAGGGCUGCCUGGACGCGAUCAUCAGCCGCGCUGUCGAAAGUGCCAACGACACUCGCCAGCAAGAGGAGCGCGCGCCGUCAGUCGCUGUGCUGUCGCUUCUGGCCCGCUCUUCCGCUCGCCUGCAGGAGGCACGUGCUGAAUACCGCCGCCUGUGUCCCACACUGUUUUUGUUGCUCAACUGCUCUGCGCGCCUGGUGCCGGCCCUGGCCGAGAUCAAGGAGAUCAGGCUCGAGGCCUACCUGGCCGGCUGCGGCUCGGUGAGCGACUGGGAGGAGGACGAGAUCACGGCCGUGCUGACGCUCCACCCAGGCCUCGAGAAGAUCCACUUCGCCAGCCUGACCUACAAGCUGACCGACGUGUGGGUCGACGAGGGCCUGCUCAAGCACGCCGACACGCUCGUGAGCCUGACCAACCUGACCGUGCCCUACAACACCACCAUGACCCACGUCACGCGCCUCACCAGGCUCCGCGAGCUGUCGAUCAUCAGGGCGCGCGACCAGCAGCUGGCCGCGUUCGCGCAGCUCACCAGCCUGCGCCGGCUCGAGCUGGGCGACAGCUGCGAUAUAACCAAGGACGACUUCGCUCUGCUGUGCCGCAACAACCCGGGCCUGGCCCACGUCGGGCUCACCGGCUGCUCGAAUCUCGACGACGAUUCACUCAGCGCACUCGCGGACCACUGCGGGGAGUCGCUGCGGUCGGUGGAUUUCAGGUCCCAGUAUUCAUUCACGCCGGCUGGUCUCGACUACCUGUUCGCCAAGAGCCCCCGCUUGCGUGUGAUGCGUCUCGGCCUGCAUACUGCUGUGUGGUGCGCGGAAACGUUCGCACACCUACCGACGGCCAUGGAGCACGUCUUCUUCGAGGACAUGGACAACGCGGCAGUGGUGCUGCAGGCCCUGCGCGACAAAGCCUUGGAGACCCUCUUCGGCGGCGGCUUGUGCACCCAGCUCACGGCCCUCGGCCUCCGUUUGAACCACCGGCUCUCCUCGGACGCGCUGACCGCCCUCGCACACGUGCCGGCCCUCACCCACCUCGACCUGGCCGAUUGCACAAGCAUCGACGAUACCGCUGCUGCGUCGCAGCACAACAAGAUCACGGGCCACAAGGACCGGAAGGACACCAUCGACAAGGCCAAUAAGGCCGACGACGACGACAACGACGACGAUGGUGAAGAUAAUGAAGGUGAGGCGACGGAUUUGGGCGAUGAGGGCAGCGGCAUCUACGCCAUUCCGGCGUCCAUCUACACGAAGGUGACCAACCGGCGACGUUCGGUCUACCACUACAACCUGGACUCGAUCCGGGAGAUGAUCCAUCAGCACCACCAGCACCAGCACCACACGACGACCAAGUCCGAUGGCGACCACGACCAACCGCAGCCGGCCCUCCCCGAAGAGAACGAAGCGCGCGAUGGCGGAAAGAGCGAAGGAAAGAACGAAGACGGAAAGGGGGAGGGGGAGAGUGAUGACGUCAUGCAGGGGACGCCGGUCAAGAUCGUGUUCACUGCGCCGUCGUCCCCGCCGGUCCCCACGCUCAACCUCAACCAGGACGAGGGCUUCCUGUCGCCCGACGCGCCCAAGGCCACGCCGCUGCCGCCGCCGUGCCACGUCAGCGUCAGCUCGACCGCGACCUCGGCCUUCGCCUCGUCGUCGCCGUCGACGUCGACCAAGACAGCGACGUCAACGACGACAGAGAGCGAAGCGGCGGCGGCGACGACGGCGGCGAGGAAUUGGCGGCGCACGGUGCACGACAAGCGGGACAAGAUGCUGCGGAUGCGGGUGAUGGACAGCAAGUUCGCGGGGCAGGCCAAGAACGUCAAGCGGGCCUUCCUCUGGUGCGAGGAGAACGUCGCGCCGGUCACGCUCGUCAAGGUCGUCAAGGCGCAGGCCUUCGCCAAGCGCUUCCUCGCCCGACGACUGCGCAAGCGUUUGCAGAUUGCGAACGAGCUGUUGGUGACCGAGAAGCACUACGUCGACAUCCUCGAUCUCCUCGUCAAGGUACACCUGUUCGUGGACCACUGCACGGGACUCGACGCCGACUUGCUGUUCAACAACCUGCCGCCCGGGCUCGAGCGGCUCGGUAGCCAGCAGAUCGUGAAGCGCGACCAGUCGCUCAAGGUGCUCGCCUUCGCCUGCCCCAAGCUCACCUCGCUCUCCCUGCGCGGCGGCGCCAUCAGCGACUUCGGGUUCAAGAUGCUCACGUCCAACCCGCCCUGCGCGCUCGCCCACCUGCGCGUGGAGGACUGCUACGACAUCUCGGACGUGGGCCUGAGUUACUUGACCGCCGGCGCGCCCAAGCUCAGGGUGCUGGAGAUGACCAGCGCAGCUAAGCUUUCCAUCAAGGCCCUGCACGAGCUGUGCAAGAGACGACCCAAGCUGCGCCUCACUCCCUUCCCCACCAUGUCUGCUCCCAUGGGCCGCCUCCUCUUCUCGCACGACCUCUAA
Molecule: messenger RNA, 5802 nt
Organism: Acanthamoeba castellanii str. Neff
Lineage: Eukaryota; Discosea; Longamoebia; Acanthamoebidae
Exons: 31
Coding region: 1-5802 (1933 amino acids)
Biological process (GO): intracellular distribution of mitochondria
Cellular component (GO): cytoplasm
Molecular function (GO): mRNA binding
Source: RefSeq, a predicted model, not a curated record